CUGAGGUGCUGGACGAGAGCUGCUUCUGCCUCGGCUUUCGGGCAGAGCAGAGCAGAAUGAGGGCAGCAAGCAGCUUUUGGGGGGUUUCUGCGGGGGCUGACUUUCGUUGUUUGACAGGACAGGCAGAGGCCACAGUGCGAAGCUCUCUGUGGAAGAGCUGCCGUGGGCAAGGCCAGGCUGCCGGAAGGAUGCAGGGACGGAGGAGGCCUCGGAUGGAACGCGCUGCUGAGCGGAGCCGUUUCAAGGGCACCCCGCAGGUGAGGCAGGAGCCAUGCAAACCGGGAAGCGGUGACCUUCACUCCCACAAGGGCCCGUGCCACGCCCGACGCCAGCACCACCCCUUCCCGGUAACCGCGCCCCACCAGCGGCCGCUCCCGCACCGCGCCUGCGGGACAUGCGCGGACCCUGCCGGGCUCCUGCCCCGUGUCCCUUCCCCCCGCCUCUUCCUUCCCGCCUUUGCCAUGGCGACACCGAGUGGCCUAAUCCGGGCCCUACACCGCGGGACCCUCGGCCAGAAUAUGGUUGUGGAUCGGAUUUUCUCUGGCAUCCAGCCAACUGGGACCCCUCAUCUGGGUAACUACCUUGGAGCCAUUCAGAACUGGGUGAAUCUGCAGGGAAAGUGCAGCUCAGUGCUCUAUAGCAUUAUGGACAUGCACUCUCUCACCAUGCCCAAGGAGCCAGCUGUCCUGCGCCAGAACAUCCUGGACACCACUGCUGCCAUCCUUGCCUGUGGGAUUGACCCAAAGAAGUGUUUCCUGUUCCAGCAGUCACUGGUUCCUGAGCAUGCAGAACUUGCCUGGAUUCUUGGGUGCUUAACUAAUGUGCCACGUCUGCUACGUUUGCCCCAGUGGAAGAUGAAGUGUGCCAGCCAGAAUAGCGAAGGAACUGUUGGUUUGUUGACUUACCCUGUGCUUCAAGCAGCAGAUAUUUUGCUGUACAAGUCAACACGUGUUCCUGUUGGAGAAGAUCAAGUCCUGCACCUGGAACUAGCCCAAGAUAUAGCACAACAUUUCAACAAGAAAUAUGGAGAAUUCUUUCCUCUGCCCAAAGCCAUUUUAACUACAACAAAGAAAAUAAAAUCCCUCAGAGAUCCAUCAGUGAAGAUGUCCAAGUCAGACCCACAGAAGUUAGCUACUGUUAACAUAGCAGACAGCCCUGAUGAAAUAGUGCUGAAAUUUCGCAAAGCUGUGACUGACUUUACCUCGGAGGUGACCUACGACCCCGCCGCUCGCCCCGGUGUCUCCAAUCUGGUGUCCAUUCACGCUGCAGUAACAGGGCUUAGCAUCGAAGAGGUGCUGCACCAAGCCACUGGUCUUGACACUGCUCACUACAAAAUGGUGGUAGCAGAGUCGGUUAUCCAAAAAUUUGCACCUAUCAGGAAUGAAAUCAAGAAACUCCAGGAAGACAAGUCUCAUCUGAUAAAGGUUUUAGAGGAUGGAGCAGAGAAAGCCAAAGAAUUGGCUGCUCCUACCUAUCAAGAAAUAAGGAGACUGGUGGGAUUUCAAUAGAAGCUGCUGAGUAGUUGCAAGGACUUUUGUAUCAUGGGACAGAGAUUUUGUUAUUUGUAACAAAAUCAUUUAUUAAUUAUUAAUCAUUUUGGUUUGAAACAAAAACAUUUUUUCCUGGAAGAUCCAAGGAGAAUGUUGAAAGUGAUUGCAUUAAAAAAUGUGCAUGAAGCCAGAUAUUUCCAGUGGGACCAGCAUUAAGCUUUUCUGGAUAAUUAAAGAGGGAGGACAGAAGCAA
Molecule: messenger RNA, 1743 nt
Organism: Vidua macroura (Pin-tailed whydah)
Lineage: Eukaryota; Metazoa; Chordata; Aves; Passeriformes; Viduidae
Gene: WARS2
Product: tryptophanyl tRNA synthetase 2, mitochondrial
Biological process (GO): mitochondrial tryptophanyl-tRNA aminoacylation
Cellular component (GO): mitochondrion; mitochondrial matrix
Molecular function (GO): ATP binding; tryptophan-tRNA ligase activity
Source: RefSeq, a predicted model, not a curated record